AUGUCAUUUCACAAAUGGCGCCGCGCGGCGUGCGGUGCGGGCCGUGCGGGGCGAUAUUGGACCGGCUGCCGAGUGGUCUCGCUAAAAGCACACUACAAAUGCUACAAUGCUCUCUUUGCAGGGAUGGGUACUGGACUAGAGGCGGCGGGCGCUGGUACUGAGCUCGACCCGGCCCGUCGAUAUGCAUCGCUAGGCGAACACAAUCCUCCGACAUCAUUACAUCAACAAUGCUGUGAAUACACAGAUGUAUAUCUAGCUCACUGCCUAAUUUGCUCACUGAACAUCACACAGCCCUCUGAACUUGCUUGUUUUCACCGCCGAGCCGCUGCAGUCGAAAGGGAGAUGAUCAGCACGUGCGGCGGGUGUCGAGCGCGACGGGGGCGAGGGGCGGGCGGGUCGUGCGUCGCGGCGCGGCUUCGCGGCGGCACUACCGCGCCCGCCGCCGCCGCCGCCCGCCCAAGCUGCUGCCCGCCCGAUGGUCCACCCGCCCCACGCGCCGACGAAUUCCUUGCUGUGAUUAAUCGUCGAGCCACCUGCGGAGCCUUUUGUAUAUCGUUAAUGUGUUCGGCUCGGUCUCCAUAA
This is a messenger RNA of Spodoptera exigua (beet armyworm), 582 nucleotides long. Lineage: Eukaryota; Metazoa; Arthropoda; Insecta; Lepidoptera; Noctuidae. The record is from the annotation of a GenBank genome assembly.